GGAAAAGGUCUGUCCUUAGUCAAAAUGGAAGGGCUCACACUGGGUCCAGGCAGUACACCUGCAGCAAAUGUGGGAAAUCCAUAAGCCACAAAUCUGUGCUUAUUCAUCCCCAGAGAGGGCACAGGGGAGAAAAUGUUUAUGUUUGCAGUGGAUGUUCAAAAUCUUUUAGCCAUAGUUCAGUUUUAAUUAGUCACAGGGUUCAACCUAGAAAAAGGCCUUAUAAGUGUGGUGACUGUGGAAAAUGUUUUACCUCUAUGUCUAUUCUCAGUUAUCAUCAGAGAACUCACAGAGGGGAAAAACCUUAUCAGUGCAUGGAAUGUGGGAAGUCUUAUAUCUCCAGUACUGGCCUCCGUUAUCAUCGCAGGGUUCACACUAGAGAAAGGCCUUAUAAGUGCCAUGAAUGUGGCAAAUCUUUUUUCUCUACUUCUGACCUCCAUUAUCAUCACAGAGGUCACAGUACAGAAAAGCCUUAUCAGUGCAAUGUAUGUGGCAAGUCCUUUCUCCGAAGAAACGUCCUCAAUGCACACAUAAAGAUUCACUCAAGUGAAAGGCCUUAUAAGUGUAAUGAAUGUGGGAAAUCUUUUAAGUGUAAGGCGACAUUCAUUAAACACCAGAGAGUUCACACAGGAGAAAGACCUUAUGAAUGCAGUGAUUGUGGAAAAUCAUUUAGUACAAGUUCUGUCCUUCGUUCUCACCAGAGAAUUCACACUGGGGAAAGGCCUUAUGAAUGUAGGGAAUGUGGGAAAUCUUUUACCACUAGUUUUGUCCUCCAUAAUCACCAGAGAGUUCACACUGGAGAGAGGCCUUAUGAAUGCAGUGAAUGCGGCAAAUCUUUUACUGCUAGUUCUGCCCUCCACUAUCACCAGAGAGUUCACACUGGAGAGAAGCCUUAUGAGUGUAGUGAAUGUGGCAAAUCUUUUACCACUAGUUCUGCCCUUCAGUGUCAUCAGAGAGUUCACACUGGAGAAAGGCCUUAUGAGUGCAGUGAAUGUGGGAAAUCUUUUACCACUAGUUCUGUCCUCCAUGAACACCGGAGAGUUCACACUGGAGAAAGGCCUUAUGAGUGCAGUAAAUGUGGGAAAUCAUUUACUGCUACUUCUGCCCUCCGUUAUCACCAGAGAGUUCACACUACAGAGAGGCCUUAUGAGUGUGGUGAAUGUGGCAAAUCUUUUUUCUCUGGGUCUGAUCUCCAGUGUCACCAGAGAGUUCACACUGGAGAAAGGCCUUAUAAAUGCAGUGAAUGUGACAAGUCCUUUCUCCGAAGAAAUAGCUUCACUGAACACAUAAAAGUCCAUUCAGGUGAAAGGCCUUAUAAAUGUAAUGAAUGUGGGAAAUCUUUGAACUAUAAGUCGACAUUCAUUCAACACCAGAGAAUUCACACAGGAGAAAAGCCUUACCUAUGCAAUGAAUGUGGAAUGUCUUUUAGUCAUAGUCGUGCCCUACGGAUUCAUCGUCAUUGUCACCUUGGAAGAAGUCCUUAUGAGUGUAGUCAGUGUGGGAAAUCUUUUACUUCUAAUUCUUCCUUCAUGUCACACCAGAGAAUUCACACUGGAGAAAAGCCUUACGAGUGCAGUGAAUGUGGGAAGGCUUUCACUGCUCGUUCUCUUCUCCGUUCUCACCAGAUUGUUCAUACGGAAGAAAGGCCUUAUGAAUGCAGUGAAUGUGGCAAGUCCUUUCCCCGAAAAACUACGCUCAAUGCACACAUAAAGGUUCACUCAGCUGAACGGCCUUAUAAGUGUAAUGAAUGUGGGAAAUCAUUGAAGUAUAGAUCGACAUUCAUAAAACACCAGAGAAUUCACACAGGAGAAAGGCCUUAUGAGUGCAGUGAAUGUGGGAAGGCUUUUAUCAGUCAUCCAGCUCUUAGUUAUCAUCGCAAGAGUGCACACAGGAGAAAGGCCUUAGGAGUGCUGUGAAUGUGGGCAGUCUUUCAGCCAAAGCUCCAGUCUCACUCAACAACAGAAAGUAUAGUAGAUGAAGCCCUUCUGAGUGAUCAAGUAUGAAUUGUUUAUGUUCACUAGAAGUUGUAUUUCUCUUCCUAUCCUCUAUUCAGGAUUAGCAGAUGAUGUCUUUGGGAGGUAAUUUGAAUCAGAAUGGGUCAUGAGUGUGGAUGGAGCCCUCAUGAAUGGGUUUAUUGUCUUCAUACCAGUUCUAAGAGAGCUUGCUUCCUCUGUGUACCAUGUGAGGACCCUUUUGAGAAGAUCAUCUGUAAAUCAGGAAGUUGCUCCUCACCAGACAUGGAACCGGACCCUAUAGGGAAUGUUAGGUUGGCUAUCCAGCCUCCAGAAAGAAGUUUCUGUUGUUUGCAAGUCACCUAGUUUGUGGUACUUUGUUAGAGCAGCCUGAGGUAAGACAUGUGAAGAAUGUGGGCAAUCUUUUGGCGAAGGAUACAGUUUCAUAAAAAUCAGAAAUUGCCCUGGGUAAGGCCUCAUGAGUGAGGGGAAUGACACAAUUCCUUUUGCCAGUCCUCUGUCUUCAUUGCACACUUAGAGUUCACACUGCCAAAGGGCAUUAAGGUAGCAGAGCAGGUGGUAUUUCCUUGAGUAGUGUAAUCACAGUGGAGGAGUGCCUUUGUGAAGCAGCCACUUAGCUGGAACAAACCUUGUUCACUUGAAUGUCCGCAGUGGAGUGACUUACCCUAAGUUCCAGCUAUUUGGGAAAACUUGAGGAGCUGUGUUGUGCUUCUGAUGUGUCCGGAGUCAUUGCUAGAUUGAAGUCACUGCCAGUUUCUAUAACAAAUGACUCCACUUUGAUACCUGACAGGUCCCCCUAAUGUGUAUCAAUCACCGCCUACAUGCUUAAGCAUGUUACCCCUGCGCAUUGUCAUUGGUGAUGGACAUUAUGGGUAAUUGGAACUUCACAUUCCCUUCUAAGUUAGGACAUGGAUGUGAUGCAGUGUUUAUCCACAGUACCUGAUCUGAGAUUUGGAUAGUGUCUUGCAGAUAAAGAGUAAAUGUCUUAGGAUAUUGUUGGUCUUGUGAUGCUUGUGAUAAAUCUAUGCAGCAUCCAAGUCCCAACACAGGUAUUUGCUGCCACAUUUUGCUCUGGUUUAUGCAUUAAUAAAUGCCUUUUUUGUUUAAUUACUUUAGUCUUAGGUGUUGUAUUCUAAUGGGUUAUUUGAAAGCAGAAUUAGGCUCUUCCAGCAGUAAGGAGUGAACAGAUUUCAUUGCAUCCCAAGCUUGCUGUGUCCUGGAGAGGAUAAUUGCAAAUAAAUAAUAUGUACGUGUGCACUCUCCAGCUUGGGUGUGAAUUUGCAUUAUGACCCACUACCUUUCUUAUGGGCUGAAUUGUGAAUCCAAAAUACCUAUGUUGAAGUUUUGGCCCCCAGUAUGUCAGAAUGGGACUAUAGUGAAACACAGGAUGUUUAAAGAUAUAAUGAAGUUGAAAUGAGGUUAUUAGGAGGGACUUUUAGUGUGACUGGUGUCCUUAUAAGAAUAGUAGCUGAGGAUAGAGGACCAGAAGAAUGACCAUUUGAAGACAGGGAAAUCCCCAUCUCCAAGCCAUCUCCAUCUCUCUCCAAGGACAGAGGCCUGAGAAGAAACUAACCCUGUUGAUUUAUGUCCAGUUUCUAGAUUCCAGAUUUGUGGGCAAGUAAAUUUCCGAUGUCAAAUCACCUAUGUGGUACAUUAUUAUGGCAGUUCUAGCUAAUACAGUCCCCUGUGUUCUAUAUCUGGAUUCUGUGGUCUGGAUGCCAGGAUUUUUCCUGUGCUCAGAGGGCACCCUGAAGAGGGAGCAUCUCCAGUGGUUAUGAAACCAUCUCCAGUGGUUGUGGAGACGACAUGAAUAUUUUGCUUGUCCACAGCUGAUACCACAUACUGCCAGGCACUGUUGAGUGGAACAUCUACCCCAAAUUCUUCAAAGGAGCCAUGUGGCCUGACGCACACUAUUCGUGUGUUACACCACAGGGGCAAGGGAAGUGUAAUUGGUAAUCUAGAAGAUAGGGUAAUGAGGGAAUAGAGGAGACAUCAGCCACUUAGUGGAGUGUAUCUCUUACAAACAUGUAUCCACAGAUGUUCUAGUGACUGGCUGGGCAGGAUCGGUGUGCACAGAAAUUCUUCACUAUCAGACAUAUGUAUCCUGUGCAACAGAGCUCAUUGUAUCUGAAGUCUCAUAUCCUCUCUGGUGUUUACAUCUCAAGGCCAUUGUGUGCAAGAGGAAAAGGAUAGGGGACAAGGGUGGUUUCAAGUCCAGGGUGGUAGCUUUUUUGACACACCUAGCCAGCAUUGUUAUUAGUACCAGCUGUGCCUGUGGCAGAUGCUUGUCUGAAACAUUCACCCCCCAAGUAGUCUCCCAGGUACUCCCCAGCCUCCUUGGCUGUAAAAACAGGUCGUCCUGGCGUUGGUGGUGCAGGGACCGACUCCUCUUAUGGGUGCCAAAGUCACGCUUCUGUCCCUGAGUCCGUAAAUAAACCGUUUCUCCUCCAGCUGGACUUCUCAACCUAUUCCCUUGCUUAAGGUUUGGAGGUCAUUUUGCGUAUACGUCCCUUCCAGGCAAUACUACUAUUUUCUUCUCUGGAAGUAUACCACUAUUUACCCAUUCAUCUGUUUGGACCAUUUGGGUUACUUAGAGUUUUGGCGUUUGUAAACAAAGUGCUCUCUAAAAAUUUUCAUUACCGUUCUUUAUGUGGAUAGAGGUUUCCUUUCUCUUGUGGUGAGACUCCAAGCGCAGUGCCCGUCACAGGUAGGUUAGUGCUAAUAUUUUUAAGAAACUGCCAAAAUGUGAUCUAAACUUCAGUUCUGCAUUCCCACCAGCAUGUAGGAGAGUUCCAGUGCCUCCAGUCCCUGCCACUACUUGAUAGUGCCAGUCUGUAAUGUCAGCCCAUUUCAUAAGUGUGUAGUGCUGUUGCCAUUGCAUUUCCUAGGGGUGUUGAUUUUGAGUAUUUUUUCGUGUGUUUAUUUACCACCUGUCUAUCUCCUUUGGUACAAUUUCUGUUCAUAUCGUUUGCCCAUUAUCUUUCCGGUGAGUUAUGGCUAUUUCCAUUUUCAUUUACAAAUAAGAAACGCAUACAACAAUGGUUUGUAUUCGAAUUUUCCUCAUUCUUAAAUGGUGUGACAUUUUGCUGUAUGGAGUCAUAGUAACAGUGUUAGGCUAUUUCUUCACUAUUUUCACUCAGCUGCUUUUGUGUCCUGCACACGUGACGGCCCAGAACACCAUACAUGUGUAAGUUUAGUGUGCAUUCUUACCAUUAUGUCUUCACUUUCUUACAUCCAGGCAUUCAGAAAUACAAAACUGCAGCCCUGCUUUGUAGUGCUUGCCAAUUUCCCAAGUGUAAAUUCUCCCAUCAUGAGAGCGGGAUAUGCUGGGAGAAGGCGCUGAAAAAUUCCACUUGGGUGUUUGGUGGAAGACUAAACUUUGGCGUGUGCAGGAGACUUUACAAUCCCAGGCGGACAGGAGCUGGGGUGGGGGUGGAGGUGGGGGUGCUGUGAGCCAGCUGCAGGUCUGCACAAGCCUCAGGAGAAGAUGUUAAUCCUGAUUGGCCAGAGGGGAGGGACCUCCCUAAACACCCUGAUGGGUGAGUGAAAAUAUGGCUGGCCUCACCUUAGUGGUGACCAGGUUGUCGGGCAAACCCGCUGGGUUCAGAUUGCUUCCUCGGAUCCCACCCAGUACCUUGGAAGGAUUUCUCACCCUCUAGUGAUCACCUCCAUGUGAUGUAACUCUUUCUUUCUGUACUAGUUGAGUGCAUUCCCCAAAGAUGAAUGCCUUUGGUGCAUCUCACCCUGAAUCUAGGUUGCCUUACCAGCCCUCCCACUCAGGGGAAGACUGCUGGCCGGGGCACUGAGGCCAUUUCUGGCUUCCCCCUCUCCAGGGAGGACUGGGAGCCAGUGGAGCAGGUAGAGGGUGACUCCCAGGAGAGGUCAGCAGCCUUAGUGUAGGAACCCGCUGAGACCUUUUUUCCUUGGACCCACGCGUGACGGUGGUGUCAUCUCAGAGCAUCAGCCAGGAAGGGGCCUGCAGGGAGAAAAAGGUGCUGGGUCGCAGGUCAGGAGUGGCACAGGGACAGGGGAGGAAAAUGGCACCCCCCGGAGGUGACUUUGGAAGGACCUGCUGGGUUGAGUCCCCGUAUGUCCUGUGGAGUUCAAGGUCCCACUGUCGAUCCUUAAUGCAAUGCAUUGCCCUGAGCCCUGGCCAUUCUUGACCCGGGAGGUGCCUGAGGGACACAGCCCAGUCCACAGGUGAGUUCUUGAUUCCUUUCCAUGUGUACAAUUGUGACCACUCUGGCAGCUCCUCAGGGCGACAGGAUGUGACAUCUGGGCUAAACUCAUUGGAUUAGGUUGUCCAAGAUUAUGUUAAGGGAAAACACCUCAGGCGCAGGUUGGUCAACAAAUUAUGAGUUUGUUGUACUGUGGGGUACAGGGAUGUAAGAGCACCAAUCCUGGGGGUCCCAAGUGGACUAGGUUUGGCUGCUCAGCGUUGACAAAAUCCCAAGGCAGAGAAACGAGUGGGGGUGAAACAGGAAAGGAAUCUCUUUCAGGGAGGCUAACAUAGGGAACACAGUGGACUAAACUCUCAAAGACUGAUUCCAAAGUGGUGAAAACACUUCUAGGUUUAUAUAAGAAAAAUGUCAGCAAAGGUGGGUGUGUACAUGCAGGGAGGCAGUGAGUCAAGUAGAUCAUUGUCAUGGAGUCACUCAUGAGUGGGGUCUUGCUGUUCAGGGCCCUCUUUAUUGCUUGAAGGGGUCGUUUUGGUUCUCAUCUGGGAAUGCUUGCCAUCAAGGUCUUCCUUAGCCAAGAGACAAGCUCAAAGAACCCAAUGAGAAAGUUUGGGGUCAAAACGGGGGCAGCUGAGUUCCUCUUUCAGUACUAAAAAAACAGGAUGUAUGGGAAAUCUACCUGGGCCCUCCAGCCAACCUAGUAAUUGUGAAAAUUUAACAAACACCUUUAGCCCACAUGAUUGAUUAAGCUUUUUCUGUGUAUCCAAAGAUCUGGCGUUGUCUCAUGGAAAGAAUUUAGCACUUCUGCAUGUCACAAAACAAACCUGACCCCUAGCAUUAAGUCAUCAGACCCCCUUGACAACCUUCCAGCACUGUGAAAACAUCUAUAGCUGCGACUAUUGAGUCUGCAUGCAGUCAAGAAACUUAUGGACCACUAUACUCCCUUUACGAUUAACGUCUCUAAACUCCAUUAAAAACCCCUGGACUACACACAGACCUUGGAUUUGGCCUUUGUACAACGGCCCCACCUUCCUUAGGUGAUCACCCUCUUGAAUAAAGCUCAUAUUCCUUUCCAUGGAACACUUGUCUCUUGCAUAUUGGCUUUUGGAGCAAUGGGCAGCUGAACUUUGUCUUUGGUAAUGUACAAACAGGAAUUAACAGACACAUAGACACAUGAUGGGGUUUUGGAGUGAUGGGGGUCCAGAGGUGAUGGCCAAGAAAUAAUUCUUGAGAUGACUUUGAUGCAAAAAUUGAUUUUAUUAUAGCAUGGGGACAGGACCCAGGGGCAGAAAGAGCUGUACUGGGAUUGUGAAGAGAGUUAACUGGUUAUAUACAGGGACCUGGGGGAGAUAAAGUCCUGAGGAUGUUUCUGAUAGGAUCUUCAUCUGCUAAAGAAGACUCACAGAUUGCUGGACGCCCAGCUAUUGUCAAGCUAAGGUGGUUUUUCCCUUCAGCACAUUAACAUUAAGAGGAUAGGGAGUUCCUGGAGAAAUGUUAUGAUCUGUGUUUGACUCAAGUAUUUGACAAUGGACUGUUGGUUAAAGGAAAUUUAAUUUUAUCUGCCAUUUCCUUCUUGCCAUUGUUCCCCACAUCACUGUGGAGGGAAGGGUGAAUUUGGAGCUAGAGAUUUCUGGAGAUUAGGCUAUUGAGAAGGUUGCCUUUUUCUUGUAAUUUUCUAAGAUAUUUGUAAACUGAUGGAGACUUGUAUCUUGCAUGACUGUGAUAUCUAUCAGUUAACCAUUUGUUUUUCCCUUUCCUUUGUUCUUGGACAGCCAGGAGUGCUUGAGGAAUGUCACACAUAACCCACUGGGGGGAGGGGGAGGUUUGCUGUUAGCCUGUACUUUGCCCUCAGCUUGCGCCACCCUCCCUCAUCAUAUCCCCUGAACAGUUUUGAUCCUGAAGUCAUUAAGGUUGUUAAAAGUGGAAGGUCUCAUCUUCUGUAGCUUCUUCCUGCUGAGUAGGGGUGUAGAGAUGUCCCUACCUAUGGGUCAAUAUUGAUCAGGUGGGAAAUGUAUGGGGGAGUUGCAAAUGGUGGAGGCAACUGGAUCCAACGUGGACAACAGGUGUGAACCUCCUUGAGGAGAAAAGAUCAUCUGUUGUUUUGAAGUUAUUGCAGGGGUGGACUCUGGGCAUCAGAGUAGUUGACAAAAAUCCUCUAGUCCAGGAGGUUAACCAAUCACUAAAGGAAAGAGAGGGAUUGUUUAAAGCACCAGUUUGAGUAUUCAUGUCAGUUAGAAAUCCAGAAAUAUUUUUGUGGUAAUCUGGAAUGCACAUACAGCAUUGUUUGUGUGAGAGCACGAGUUCCACUUUAAGUAGCAGCUAAAACAUUUAAUCCCAUUUUAUUUUGUAGAACUGUUUUAUGAAUUUGGGCUAUUUUAGCAUUGAAUAAUAUGUUAUUUUAAGAGUCAUUUAAGAACUUAACUGUGUGGGGCGCCUGGGUGGUUCAGUCGGUUAGGUGUCCGACUUCAGCUCAGGUCAUGAUCUUAUACUCCGUGAGUUCAAGCCCCACGUCGGGCUCUGUGCUGACAGCUCGGGGCCUGCUUCAGAUUCUGUGACUCCUUCUCUCUCUACCCCUCCGCCUCUCACUCUGUCUCUCUUUCAAAAAUAAAUAAACAUCAAAAAAAUUUUUUUAAAUACUUUAACUGUGUAACAGGUGGUGUUUAGCCAACAGGUGCUUUCCUGUUUAGUAAGCAAUCAGGUAAUUUUAAAAAGACAUUUUUAUAACAAAAAUAAAGGUUAAUGGAUAGAGAAAAUUACAAACCCAGUGUCUACCAGUGCUGCCAGUGAGAUUUUUAGAUGUCAGGCUUGACGCAUCCUCAGAUGGAGUGGAAACAGGCAGCAGGAAUCAGAUUGGUCUUUCUGGUUUGUAACUCAAAUGUCUGUGGUGAUACUUUUGAAUGGCCCAUUGUAAGAAGGAAUUGUUAGUAUAAAUUGGGGAAAGGAUAAUGAAAAAGAAAGGUACAACCACCAUAAGAGAAGUUUGAGGCUCACAGGAAUGAGAAGGCACAUUAGUUUGCUCAUUGAUUAAAGGGGGUACAGGUUUUAUUUGAGAUAUAGGAGCCUAUGAAGAGUGUCCCUCUAAUUUACUGCAGUGGGAGUACUCAAUAUGACCCCAUAGGGGCCCUUCCAUUCUGGAGUUAGAUCUGCUGCUGUAUUAGACUUUCAAUCUUUUU
Molecule: messenger RNA, 9321 nt
Organism: Acinonyx jubatus (cheetah)
Lineage: Eukaryota; Metazoa; Chordata; Mammalia; Carnivora; Felidae
Product: zinc finger protein 658B-like
Exons: 2
Coding region: 255-1913 (552 amino acids)
Biological process (GO): regulation of DNA-templated transcription
Source: RefSeq, a predicted model, not a curated record